AUGGCGACGAUCGUACGCACACUAUUUUCAUCGAAACGCCGCAAAACGGACGCCCAUGCAGCAGCAUCGACGUCGACGAGCGGUCCGACGUCUUCUUCUUCUUCGUCUUCGUCGUCCUCCUCAGCGACUUCCGCCCCCAUUCCCAUCUUCCAUGUCAACAGCUUGCCCUACUCGCCAUCUCGUGAGUCGAUCCUGCAAAAAUGACUGUAGAUCAGUGAGGAAAUGUAGAAAAAUAAAGACGCGUCAAGUGUUCUUUUUUCACUUCGAUAGCUUGUACUAGCCUUUUAGCGAAAGUCACCCAUGGAAAAAGUUGAAUAAAAGUACAGAAAAAAAAAAAAAAUGUAAGACAAAAAGUGACAAGGAUUUUUUUCUUCGCAAUACUUGCACGGGCCUGAAAAAAACGAGUAAAUGAACUGAAUCAGUAGAAAAUUGUUGAAACGAGCAGUGAAAAAACGCGUAAAACCCUCUUUUUCACCUUAAGAGUCUGCCAAAUAGAGCAUUUUUUGAUCUAAAGUUUUGGUUCUCCUUACCAAAAACCCCUUUAUUUUGAGAAAAAAAAACCGUGAAGUUUUCAUUUUCACUUCAAAAGUCUGCCAGAAACAGCAUUUUUAGCCUUAAAAUUUGUAUCAUUUACACACAAAAUCCUUUAUUUUUGAGGGAAAAAAUGCGUUGAAUGUUCUUUUUUCACUCUCAUAGCUUGUACUAGCUUUCCUUCGAGUAGAUCUUAAAAAAAACAGAAUAAAAGUAAUUAAAUUAGAACUGGAAUAUUGAGAAAUAUAGAGAAAAACACGUGAAAAUCUCCAUUUUUCACUUCAACACUGUGCUUUGAGAAGAUUUUUUUAAUUUCAAGAAAAAGUGGCUAUCUCUUUUUAUAUUUUUAUAUUCUUUUUUUACUUGCCUUAUCAUUCUUAGAUCGAAAAGAAAGAUGAGUUUUACUGAACUUCUGAAGAUUUCUAUCAAUAAUUCGAGAGGCUCAAAUUUGAGAAAAUCUGGACUUUUUUGAAUCUUUCCAGUAAAAAGCUUGUUCGCCUUCUGAGUGGAUGAAAAUAAAAUUCGUGUUUUACUGAAUUUAUGACCGUCUCUAUGACGAAAAUUCUUGGAUUUUGAAGGAAAAGGAUAUAAAAUUAAGGGAAUCUUGACUUUCUUGACGAAUUUUUUAAGAAAAAAAAUUUUUUCUUAAUUUUCAUCUUCUAUCAUAUGAUCUUGAGUCUUUUUUUCAUUUUCUUCUGAUCAAAAAUCAUUAGAAGAAGAAAAAAAGGAAAAACUUUUGUACCUUCUAUAGGCGUGACACGAAAAAAAUAAAUAACUGAUCCAGAUGUUUGCCGUACUCUCUGGAAAAUUAUAUUUUAUUGUACUUUUCACCUCGUCUCCAGUGCAAUUGUAAUACUCGGAGGCGCGCGACUUACUAUAAUCGGAUCAUUUUUUUGUCUGACAUUUUUGAGAGUUGGGUCUGGUUCUACUGCCCUUUUCAUUGUUUUUCUGUAUUUUUCCUUCAUGAAGAUAGUUCCAGGUUCGAUGAGACCCCCAGCCGGUCCCAGGACGAGACUCGAGCGGAAGACCUCAAGAGACACGGCCGCCAGUUCAAGCAGCGCGCCGGAUAGCCUUUGGUAAAUUUUUGAAAUAAAUGUGCGCUCUAUCGAGAAUAAUCCUGAGGAAAUAGGUUUGAAUCAGUUAACAAAAGGUUCUUGGCUUUUUUUUGAAAUGGACAGUUGCUCCAUUGAGAAUAUUUCCCAGCGUAUGAGUUUCCAGCUAUAGAAUGAGGCCUUUUGGAGACUUUCCGCUCAUUUUUAGGCAAUAGUGGGCUAUAUCAAUAUUUUUUUAUAAUUUUGAAAUUUUUUUCGUAAAAUGUUCGUAUAUAGCCUGUUUUGGAAAGGAAUUGGCGCAGAUUUUUUUUUCUUUCGGUGGUGACUGUUUUUUUUUUUGCGUGUUUUGCGCUCUGUUGAGAAACUUUGUGAAAUAGUUCAAAAAAAUCGACUGUAAGGCCGUUUUAAAAGAGAAUUUGUGCUCUAACGAGAUUUGGUCCCUAUAUUUUUUUAGUCUUUUGUCUAUAAAAGAAAAAUUUAUUCAGUCAUUAAUUUUUUCUCUUAAGACUAUUUUUUUGUGGUCUUUGCGCUCUUUUUGAUGAUUUUUUUAUCUAUUUUUUUAAGAUUUCAUUUUUUACAUGAAGGCUGUUCGGAAUAUUUCCGAGAGUAUUUGUGCAGUUAAGAAAAGUUAUAUUCAUUGAAAAAUGACCAAUUUUCAGUACACAAAUCAUCCAUACGCUGGACGCGGAAGAUGUCCGAUUCGUACUUGUCGAGUACGACAAAACGAUGCCAGUUUUCGACACGAAAACGGUCGUGCCGCGGAGCAAAUGGACGCCGGAAGAAAUCGCCGUCAGAGAUCCCAAAAAGGAGUUUCAUGUGCGUUUUUUGGGGAAAAAGGGCUCUACUUUUUAUCCUGUGAAGUUUCAUUCGCCACUAUUUGUAACUGUCUAACCUGUCUGCGCUCUCUAUCCUCUCAUCAUUCAAAGCCGGUGAGAGAUUGAGAGAGCACAGGCAAGUCAGACUGACCGGAUUCGUUGCGAUAUCAAAGACUUUUACAUGAAUCGCCACGGAAAAGUCUGACCUGUCUGCGCUCUCUUUCCUCUCAUCAUUCAGAGCCGAUGAGAGAUUGAGAGAGCACAGACAAGGCGGACAGAUCGAAAUCGUAGCGGUACGACAAUCAAAAUUCUUAUAAUGACUUCUUCAAGAUUCGCAACAGUCUAACCUGUCUGCGCUCUCUUAUCUCUUACCGAAAAGAGAAAAGAAAGAAAAUAACAAAAUAGCAUGUAAAAUGAGAGAGGGAUAAGAGAGCACAGAUAAAUCAAAAUUUUUCAAGUUCUGCCGUGAAAUCGGUUUUAAAAAGAAAAAGUUUUUCGGAUCUCUUUUUAGUUUUCUGUAGUCGAUGUCCUUUUUUCUCAUUUGGCUUCAAUCUGCUCAUCUAUAGAAUAUUUCCAUUCCAGUUCCGAAAGCCGCGAAGUGACAUAAAAAUGAUUGGAAACAUGGCCUUUGGCUCGGUUCCAACCGUCAGCGGCAGUGAUUCGUUCAAAAUACACACGUUACAGUGAGUAUACCAUUUUUAAAUGAUCUAUUGAAACUUAAAAUUGUUCAGAGAUGAAGAACAGAUGCUCAUGAGCAAGGUCUUCAGUGUGCCGAAGAUGAAGCAGGCAAGGUGAGGAAAUUUAUUUCGAGAGAAUGGUUCACGAUGCGUGGCGGUCGCCCAGCGUUUCCGAAUCCCGAAUUUAGAAAAAAAUAAUUUUUGUUGUGGACAAGUGACAACUGUAGUUUUUUUGAAAAUUGAGAUCGAUUUUUUGUGACUUGCGACCUAUUUUCUGCCCUCGUAAGAAAAUGGAAGACUAGCUAACUGUAUAUUUUCAGAAAAGACAGCGAGUCGGUGGCUUCAUCGGACUCGGAAACUCAAAGUAACUACAAUACGCUGAGGUCUUUGGACGGACUCUGGGCCAGUAAAGGACGGUCGACGACUGCGACGCCAGAAUCCUUCAGCAGGGUUGGUAGAUGAAAUUGAGAAGAAUCCGACGAAAAUUUGAAUAUUGAUACUUUCUUGCUUGAUGAGGCUUUUGACCAAUGAUUUUAAAUUCUUAUAUUCAAAAUUGAGGCUUCAGGUCCGACACAUCAGCUACACGAUCGGCGACGACGACGACGAGCGAAUCUGUGGCACGACGAGUCUCCAACGAGAAUCCUUCUCGCCGCCCUACCGUCUCUCGCACAAUCGCCGCCGACAGAUGGCUCACAAGACGAGUCUUUCAGAAAAUAGUUCGUUUUGAAGCUACAAAAUGGAGAAAAAUAACAUGAGAAAAAAGUGGAAAAAGAUUGGAAUGUUAGUGGAGGAGAGUAGAAAGUAAUAGGCGCAACUGGCUAGGCUCUAUGCGGACUAUUCGAGCUCUAAUGAUAAUAUGAAAUUCAAAAAAUUGAGAAAAGACUGAAAUAUUAGUCAAGAAGAGUAGAAAGUAACAGGCGCAUUUGGCUACGCUGUAUAACUACAAAUAAUGGUGAAAUAUAAGAGAAAAAAGGUAAAGAUUAGGUUCUUGGUGAGGAGAAAGUAAUAGCCGCAAGUGACUGGACUAUUUGCGUUCUAAUGAUAACAAGAGAUUAAAGAAAUUGGGAAAAUUGAAAAUAGUGGUUCGGGAUGUAGUUGGGGAAUACAUUUUAGACUAACUGCGCUCUGAUGAUAAUAAGAACAGAAGGGAUGUUUUUUUGUGACGUGGGAGCUUUUUGAGCACUCCUGGCAGUUCAAUUUUGAAAAAAAAUAGACGCGAAGAAUGGUCUUGUGCGCUCUGAGGAUAAAGAGCUCAAAAUUCGUUCGAAGCUUUAUCCUGGGAUAAAUUAUUUUUUUCGCCGGUUUGGGUUUCUUUCUUCUUAAAGGGCAGCUUCUCAGACUUUCGGGUUUAAGAAGACUUUUUUAUGUUAUUGAGAAGAAAUAGCCGCGAUAAAUCGGCUUAAAGGAGUUUUUUGCGCUCUUUGGAUAAUUUAGCAAUUAAUUUUUUUUGGAUAAAAAUUGUGAGCUUUUUUUGGAGGAGUAAAUCUUAGUUUUUGGGAAAUGUACUGGGAAAAAAAAAUUGUCCUAACUAAAGUAUUCUCUCUGCCGCGAUUUUCUCGUGGUUCCUUUCAAAUUCCAACUUGAAAACCAUUUUCUAUCAUUUUUCACCCACUCAAAGCAAACAGACGAAAAAAUCGCAUAAAAACAAGAAAAGCGGAAGUGAUUUUCUCUUCGUCGGUUCCCGAACAUUUCAUCCACGAAACUGGCCGUUAAACAAGCUUGUCGUCUCGGGAAAACCGACAUAAAUUUCCUUGAAACGGCACAGGAAGGGCGAAAAAUGAUGCCCCAAUUAAGAAUCGCAACAUUCUUUGUCAAGGAAAUGGGCUUAUCUCUUUUUGAAAAAUCGAAGGUUUUCAUGGAAGUUUAUUUCAACUGAAAGAAGAUAGAAAAUUUUUAUUAUCAAUGGAGCGCAAGUGACAUCCAGAAGCCAUACAAUGGCGGCGAUUUUUUCUGGCUUUCAAAAAAACAGCCACUCAAGGUUAUGAAUUUAAAAGUAAGCAAAUGACAUCAUUCUCUUCAAUUUUGAAUCCAUAUUCGUCAAAUACAAGCCGAUAUCGGACCAAAUCAAAUCAUUUCCGGUCAUUUUCCUUUCGGCCCGAACACUGAUCAGUCAGGCAAUUAUCACAGGAAAUUCGUGUGUCUCGCCCCAAUCGCUCGUUUUUCGCCCCUCUUCCCUUCUCCGCCGCAUUCCUUUCGAGAAAACGAAGAGAUACUCUAUAGAUAUUGUCUGUAUCGGUCGUCUCUCUCCGGUCAAAAACAACCCCCAUUUCCGUUUCCUGAUAAACGGCAUCAUCAUCAUGAUGAAAGGUGCAGAAUGGUUGACCUCAACGAGAGUAUCAAAUAAAGCAACACAUAGAAAAAAAGAUGGGUGAUACCAGAGUUAUUUCAAGAAUGGGGAAAAAAACGUUUUUUCGUCAAUUAGUGGCACUUGAACUUUAAUUUAUAUGUUUAAAGGGCAUUCCCGGAGUCAUGACCAAAAAAAAUUCGAGAACCAAAUUAAUUUUGCGGUUUUGAUAUUAAGCAAUAUUCAAAUGUUCAAAGCUGAGAUCUCUAUAGAACAGAAAGACUCAAAAAAACUAUUUUUUUAUAAAUUGAAGGCUAUUUUUGUCAUGUUUUCUGCGCUCUGUUGAGAAUCUUCUUGAAAACUGACUUUUUCGAGUUUUUACGAGUGAAAAAAGAGGCUAUUUUGUCUCAGACUCUUGCGCUCCAUUGCUAAGUUUGCAUCUUAAAUAUUGAUUUUUUUCGACUUCUUUUCUGUGACGAAAUUAAUUUUUAGGCUUGGUUUUCGAAAUUUUGAAAAAAGCGGAAAGUAUUUUUUUUUCUGCAGCCUCGGGUAAAAAGAAAUCAGCACAAUAAUCAGUCAUCCCCAUCAGGAUUUUGCGCUCCAUUGAGAAUUCCUGUCUAACUCCGUAUUAUCAAUGUACAGAGAUGUCAUAUUGUGAAAGGUCUAUGCGAGGUCUAUGGGUUUUGGCGGCGAAUAUAUUUUCCCCGAUUAUCAGAUUAUUUGGCGGUUGGCUGUUGAUUUGAUACGCUCUCCGGUUCUGUGUCCUGCGACACCUAGAUCAUUGAUUUAUGAAUGUAAAUAAUAUUAGUGAGGGGUCGGAAAAAACUCAAUUUUGAUUGAGAAGUCGGAAAAGAGGAUCGUGAAGUUCGGAAGUUCAGAAUAGAGCACGUUUAAUUUUUGAGUUCGGAGCUGAUAAAAGCGAUUUUUGGCUCGGAAGUGGUAAAGGACGGUCGCAAAUUUUUUUAAAAAAAGUAUUGAAUUUCGGAAUUGCAGGUCAGAAAUACCAAUUUUUAAAUUUUCCAAGUCAGAAAGGCAGGGGUAGAUUCUAAAACAUCAAAGAAAUUUUGAUUUUUAAGAUUUCAAGUCAAAACUUUCAAUUUUUUUGAUUCAUAACAGAGAAAAAUCAGUAUAAAAAAAGUUAAAGAAUUUAUUUUUUUCGAUUUCAAUUUUUAUUUGGCUCGAUUUUUGGUCAAUUUCCUUUGUUUAUUGAGAAAGCUAGAGCAAGUAAUAAUUUUUUUCGGAGGAUCUCACAUUUUAGCUAAAGAUGAGCCCUCAGGUUCUGUAUAGGCGGUAAAGAUCGGUAGAAGUUUUUUUGUGGACUUCCUUAAGAGCCGAGGACAGGAAAUCCUAUUUUUUUAGAAAUUUUACUUGUAUUUUUCACUAUUGGAGAGAACGUACACUUGAAAACGCGCACAAACACGCAUUUCAAUGCCAAAACGAUGACGUGAUGGCGCCAAACGCAGACUUUGCUGAGUUCAGCGUUUGAUAUGAUUAUGUUUGUAGCAGUUUUGAGUUGUUGGUAUUGGAAUGGGGAAGUUUUGGUUGGAAAGAUUGUCAUUGAACAGAAAUAAGCUGGAGAAUGAUUCACAGGAAUGAUGGAAUAAACUCACAAGGGAGGUCUUUUCACUUUGCGGUUGGGAACUUCCUCAAAAUUGGCCAGAGUACUUUUUUGUGUAGUAGAUGAAGCUCCUGAAAGUCUCAAAUCUUCAUGGUUUUCGAGGAAAAACGUCACAAAGAGAUAGUCAAGCUCAUGGUUUUGGCUAUUUUCACACUUUGAGACUUUAUUCUCCAAAACCUAGGAACUUUCGCAAGUUGGAACUGCCAGAAGCUUCAACUGGAACAUCGAGGAGCUUUCUGGCCAAUUUUUAAGAGAUUCUGAUCAGCAAAGAGAAAAACCUUCCUUGUAAAGAACUCCAGAAUCUCAACUUGCGAAAAUUCCUAGUUUUCGGUAAAGAACGUCCUCUAACAAAAAUGAGGGUUUACCCCGCAGUGAACCCCGAAAAAAGUGAACUUUUCGUUAAUGUUUGCGCUGCACCCCGCGUUGGAACUGAAUGGGGUGAACCCCUGGGGCAACCGGUCGGAAAUAAAAAGUUUUUUUUAAGCUACCGUAACGACCUAAGAUGAAACAGUACAAAAUGGUGAUAUUGGGAAACAAACCACUUCGAAAUCGUUUACGGAAGAAUUACCUUAAUAGGCAUUUAAAGCUAAACGGGGUGCACCCCUGGUUACACUGCGGGGUGCAACGAGAGUUCGACGCGGGGUGCACAGCAAUUUUUGUUAGAGGACCUUCUCUUGAGGAAAAAGAGAAGAAACUAUGAAAGUCUUGCUCUUGGAACUGUGAUAAUGAAUUUUUCUUCUCCAGAUGCCGUCCCAUCGGGCUGGAAGUCAAGGUCAAGACUCAGCUCGUGUGGAUCGCAGAACGACGAAGAUGGCAACCGGACGUUGGCCUUUGGCGUCUUGUUCCGGUUCACCGAACGGCAGUUUAUGUUUCAGGUUGAUUUUUCAUCGACAUGGGAUCCUGAUGAUGUUAUUUCAGCACAUGCCAUUGAUUGAGUCGGAGCUGAGCCGUUUGGAGUCGCGGAUCACGAAUGCGGCUUCGAAUUAUCCGACUUUCCUGACCAACGUCAGCAAGGUUGGUUGCAGAGUUUUCGAGUAGGGUCCAGUCAAGAAAAGUUAAAAGAACAUUAGGUUUAGCAAUAUAUAAAUUUAGGUCUGUUUAUUCUGAUUUCUAGUGUGAAUUCUUACCGUUAGAUCUACUAUAAUACAUAUGGCCGGUAAAAAAAUGAAUUUUGAGAUUUUUUUGAACCAAUUUUUAGAACUUUUUGUUGUAUCCCAAAUGUGUAUUUGAAAUUGCAGAAAGUCUGUGUCUUGAAAAAAAGAAAACUCAAUAUUUGACCAGUUAAAGCGAAAGAUCGGUGUACAGAAGUUUGACUUACCGUAAUCUCAUUAUAUUGUUUACAAAUGUUUUCUUUUAAUUUAGUUCUCUACAAAUGUAGGAAUAUGCGUAGGAGUUUUUAUAUCAAGACCGAUAUUUACUGGUCUUGGGUCUUCUGUUUCAAAUAAAAUUUGCUUUUUCCCUUUUUUUUUGUCCUUUUUCUAAAUUUGAGCUCUGCAUGAUUUCAUCUUUAAUCAAGUCUCAUGAUGUUUUUUAAAUGUUGUCAUGCUGAUUUUUCUCCUUUUUCAACUUUUCCUCUUCUCAGGCCUGGGAAGAGCUGUCAGAAACGAUCUGCCAACUUCACAACGCGCCUCGAAUCCGCCGUCCGGUCUGGUUGUCGCUGAACGAACGGGCGAGCGACGAGAAAAGCGUCGCCUCGGUUUUCUGCAACCAACUCGCGACCCUCGUCCAUCGCUACGACACCAAGAACACGAAAUAGUGGGAUUUUUUGGUCAGGGAGCAGGAAGAAAUUGCGGUUUUUCAGCUUCGUGUCGAACUUGAUCUCGACGGUGUUGAUGCACCACAUGUCGUGGGUAGCUAGCGUCGCUUCGCCGCCGAUUCGGCCAGACGCCAGAGCCAAUCCCGACAGGAAUCUCUUCAUUGGCAUGGUGGGUUUCGGGAUAUCUAUAUAAUGAAAGCCUUGAAUAAAUAGCGGCCUCACAUUUCCAUGUAAACAAUAUUUUCGACCAUUAAGUCCUGUAGAAUGACAUUCGUCAACUUCUUUACUCAGUAUUCAAAAAUAACCAGGAAUUUGGUGAAAGUGCGCUCCACGGUUAAACGAUUUAUUAUUAGACCCUUUUUUCUCGUCAAAUCCGAACCUUUCUGAGCAUUGCUAGUGACCACUUUAGCGGCGUCAGAACUCUUAAGUGAUCCCUAGAGUUGGUCAGAAACCUCCGGGGCGCGUCCGAGCCCAGGAACGAGCAGUAACGAAUAUUUGAACAUAGAUUUUUGUAAAUCAACAUAACGGGAAUAUGUGCUCCACGGAUAAUCCAAAAUACAGAUUUUUCCGAUUUCGAUUAUUUCUGUUUCAAAAAUACAUGAAAAUUUUUUUUGUGAUUUAAUUCGCAAUCCAUCCGGUUUUAGUGCAUUAUCUUCUCAUUCAAUCGAGUUUGAAGAAAAGAGAAUAUUUUUGGACAUCUUGCAGACCUUGAACGAUGACGCUCCAUCCCUCGGGUACAACGCUCAGUUGGCCCAGUACCUGGAGCUGUCCGGCAGCAUGGGACAGCUGAGGACGGCGAAGACGGUCGUCUGCGGCGACGACGACAAACUCCUCUCAGCCCUCUGCCACAUGCUAUCCUACUUCAUCCGUUGCUCGGCCAUUCAGCACAAAGGUAAUAAUGGUUUUUAGAGAAUUUUGGGUAGAUAUCAUGGAGGUAGAAAGGCUAGGAAAGAGGAAAGUUGGUUCUGAGUUGGUAGAAUUGGUUGAAGAAAAGUCUUGCAACGGAUGAUUUUUCGAAGUCCUUGCACCACGCCUUGAAAAAUAUUCUAACUUCUUUGCUCUGUCUCUCGUUUAAAAGUGCUGUCUCUUUAUGUCUCUGUGACCUCACCGAGGAGAGAGAAGAGGCGCAGACAGACCAGAAGGGGUGAAGAAUGAAAUGAAAUAAUUUUUAAAAAUUUCCUUUUUCCUUGGAAAUUUUCCCAUUUUUUUCUAAAGCUGAUUCUAUUUUGUUUUCGUAGUGUUUAAAUUUGAGAUGGUAUGACUCGAUCAAAAAAAGCAGAAUAUUUGGUUAUUCUCAUUUUCUUUUAAGAUAGGGUAGCUUCAGAAAGCAGCUCAACAAGAUCCUCAAACUGCGUUUUUUUUUUUUGAAAGUUCCUUGUCAAACCUUUUUUUUAAAGUCUGUCGCAGCCUUUCAAUUUUCAACUUUGUCAAGGUGACCUCUGAAGAUUGACUAGCGACGAGUUUAAACAAACGUUUUUUUUUGUGUUCCUGGAAUUCGUUAUGACCCGAUUGUUGUGUCUGAACUCGAGGAGCAAAUCUGAACGUUCUUUGUGAUUUCCGCACAAACAGCCGGAAAGAGAGACGAGAGAGUUGCCUCAUCUGUUGCAACGGCAAAUCAUAUAUCUCGCCCACCUAACGCCUUUUUUUUCUGUGUAGCACUUUUCCGAGAGCCAAUCGUUUUUUUCCUGAUCUUUCCUGACUGACGGCAACAUUUGGUUUUUUCGAGGGGAUGAGGGAAAGAGAGGGGUUUCUGGCAGUUGAUAAGAUGGACUUUUGCAAGAGUUUCGAGGAGAUCAUGAUCAAAUUUUAUUGCAAAAGUUUGGAAAGUUUGCUUUUCAUGAAGACGUGAAAUGGAAUUAGGGUGCUGGAAUAUUUGGAAAUAGUUCAAAGAGCUUGAAAAUUAUGAGUUGGGAAAUUAAUAAAGCCUAUAAUUUUUAAAGGUUAAAAAGUCCCAAAAUCAAGUUUAUGUGGUAGUUAAAUAACUAUAAGUUUCAAAAAAAUAGAUAAAUUAAUAGAGUCCCCUGAAAUCUUAUUACACACAAAAAGGAAAAUUUUUCGAGUUUGGAAAAAUAUAUUGGGAAGUUUACUCCGGAAAAAUAAUAAAUUUUUUAAUUUUUUUAAGAAUCUUCGUGUAAAAAGGAAGAAUUGUAUCUUGAAAAAAAUCAGGGAAAAUGGACUUUUUAAUAAUAUAAAGGCCACUUUGAUUCAGUUUUCCUGAUCUCAUAUACAACAUUUUUCCAUAGAUUUGCUAUUUAUUUUUUUCCGCUUUCAGAUGAUGAAAGGUGCUGGCAACUACCGACGGAGCAGGCAUUUUCGCCGUCAGCGUCUGCCGCGACGCCGGACUCUGCAGCCAGUCCGCCGUCGUCGGUCAACGUCGUCUUCAUUCCCGAAAGAGGUAUCUUCUGAGUCGAACUGUGAUAGAUUUGUAGAGAAAUCACUUUAAAGUUUUUUUCAAACUUCAAAUGGUUUUUGAUUUUUUUCGGCCCUUUCUUAGAAGUUAUUGGUUCUGAAGAAAGCAUAGGUUAUUUUACCUUUUUUAAGUCAUAUAUUUAGUCUAUUUUUACUUGACUUUAUAAUUGUUAAUGUUUAAAACGAUGGACGCAUACCUGCUGUAGUAAUUGUGCGGAAACGGAGGAGUCCAAAAAUCCAUAGAAAGAAACAGUUUUUUUCAUGCUUCCGGUGUACAAGUUUAGAGUUGAACCAAGAAAAAAAUGAUGAAAGUUUAUCAGAAGGAAAAAUUUUUAAAAUAGGCGUCGCUUUUUGAAUUCUGGUUUCCCGCCGAAAUCCGCAUCGUAAAAAUAAUAAACUACUACGGUAUAUCUGAUACAUAACUGGCUUGAAACACUAAAAAGGUCCUGGCACGAUGAUAAAAGAGAGAGUGCAUGGUUGGUGGAGAGCGCAGACACGCCACGCCCCCUCAGCGUCCCAAGUUAGCCGUGAAUCGGCUAUAAUUGCUUUCAAGUUGUGAAAAUUUGAAUUUAUAGAUGUUCUCUUAAAAUUAAAAAAUUAAACUUUUUUUCAUGAUUUUUUUACGGCUCAAAAAGGAGCUUCACGGCUUGUAGGAUGUUUCGCUUUUGAUUUUGUGAACUCAAUUUCCGCAACUGUUGCCCCUUCUCCCUCUUUUGUUUAAACAGUGGCACUUUUUGAUUUUGAGCGUAUCCAUCCAUGUGUGUGUGCUCAAGAGGAAGAAAAGGACAAGCAAAUAUAUUUCUAAAGAGCGAUUGUUCUUUUCCUGAUUUUUGGUGGGAGCUUAGAGGGAUUCAGGGAUCUCUAAUGAGAUACUUCAAAAAAAAAGUAAAUUAAAGCUUUGUGUUCAGUGAGCGACGAAGACGUUCUGAACAGCUUCAUCUCGCCGUCGUGCUCCUUGGACUCGUUGCCUUCCGUCACGAAUCAUCAUGUUCAUUUGUGAGUUUUGGGAGAAUCAUAGGGACUGGUGAAAGUUCUGACCUGUUCUUUCUAAAUAUAUUGUUUACAGGGGAGAUCACCCAACGCCGUCCAUCACCCUGAUGGAUCGGCUCGAGCUGACGUGCUGCGAGACGAACGAAGUCAGCGAAGAGCUAUGGUCACCGACGUCGUCUUCGGUCAGACCUUCCGACGGCCUCGGAAGGUCCCUCUUCGUCGGCCCCGUCCCCUACUACAAUCCUCAUUUCGUCGUGUCUGCCCUGCUGAAGAAUCUCGUCAACAUGAACGACACCUUCACAAAGUUUCAAAUCGCCAUUUUACCCUUCCUAAUCAUUUCUUGAUGAAGAAUGAUGGAUGAAGUGCGGUGUUCGGAUUCGGCCAGCCAUCGAGCCACUUUCGCCUCGAUGGCGCCCUCGUCGACCUCCGUUUGCGACGUUCAGAUGCCGGACAACGUCCUGAUCUUGGCCGAUACCAAUGAUUGGACUGUUAAGGUAUAACUGAUAAGCUUCAAUCAUGGAAAUUCGGUUUAGAGGUUUUAGCUUUUCCACUAGAAAGGAAGACCUUGUGAAAUACGAAAUUCAGAUUUUUAAUAAAAAUAGGUUUCUUGAUAAGGUUAGAAAUGCACAGUUUCGUUCAAAAAGCCGUUAAAAAAAAUUCCGGAUCCAGUAUUUUUAGAAUCUAGUACAUUCAAGGGUAGGGCUUUCGCUUGAGUGAGCUUAGAUUUUUGAUUUUUCUGGGAUUUUUUUUUUGGGCCCUUAAGAAAUUCCUAUAUAUCCGAUACAUUCAAAAACUUCAAAACCUUUUUUUCCAGGUCAUGUCGAGUGAUGGCCUGGACGAGGUUCCGUCCCCAUCUGAAGCUGUUGUCCUGAUGCUGGAACAGUUUUCCGAGCUCUAUAAGAUCGGAAUAGCUCCCCACUUCUUGGUGACCUUCCUCGAAGACUCCUUGGCCGAUAUUCUGGGCAAAAGCUUGAGCCUCGUCGAGAUUGUCUGCAGAGAGCCGCCGGUGAGGAUUAGAAUGGAAAAAGGCUAUUAAAAAAGAAAAUGUUAUGAAAUGAUGAAAAAAAAAGUAUCAAAUUGUAACAGAAGUCUGUAGCAAAGACACACGAUUUAUUUUGAAAAGUUUUUUCCUCUCGAUUCCAAUUUUUCAUUGUUUAUAUUGAAGUAAAAGGUUUAACUAACCAAUUUUGAAACUCCUUCUGACAUAAAGAGAAGGACUCAAUCAGAACAUUCCUUUGAAAGAAGUUCAAAUAUUCGAACGAUUGAAUUCCAGGGAGAAGACGGAACCCUGGAGCUGUCCCCAGAAAGAGUCCGCUCCAUUGUCGGCUGUGAUCAUUCGGAUCUCCGACUCAUCGUCAACGUCGCCUCGGUCUAUUGGCCUCCAGUUCUAUCCUCCAUCUUUGGUUGA
Messenger RNA from Caenorhabditis auriculariae, 13540 nucleotides. The record is from the annotation of a GenBank genome assembly. Lineage: Eukaryota; Metazoa; Nematoda; Chromadorea; Rhabditida; Rhabditidae.